AUGAUGAUGAGAUCUGAUUCUAUUAUGAUGAAAAUGAUAAUGAUGCUGUGCAUUUGGGCCGUGAUGGCUGCGGCGGAAGUUCAAGUUCCUAGGGUCUUCAAGGUUGGAGACGAGUUCGGGUGGAGAGUUCCACUCAACAAUGAUACGGCGGUUUACAACCACUGGGCGAGCAGCAACCGAUUCCACAUCGGUGAUUCCCUCUCGUUUGUGUACGACAAGGACUCGGUGAUGGAGGUGGACAAAUGGGGUUUCUACCACUGCAACGCCAGCGACCCCAUCACAGCCUUUGACAAUGGAAACAGCACAAUGAACCUUGAUCGUCCUGGUCUUUUCUUCUUCAUCAGCGGCUCUAACGGCCACUGCACCAACGGCCAGCGACUCAUCGUCGAAGUGAUGCAUAUCCACCAUGAGCACCAACCCGAUGGUUCCAUGCCUCCAUCCAUGUCGCCUCUCUCUGCCUCUCCCUCCGCCUCAGCCACUCCAACCCCCUCUGCUGCCUCCACCUCCCUGCUCGCCUCUCUCUCGCCUCCCUUUGCUGCUUUUCUUCUUGCUCUUUUCUGCUUCCUUUCUUAG
This is a messenger RNA of Microthlaspi erraticum, 573 nucleotides long. Lineage: Eukaryota; Viridiplantae; Streptophyta; Magnoliopsida; Brassicales; Brassicaceae. The record is from the annotation of a GenBank genome assembly.